CACUAGAGUAUACUCUGUAAUUCUGUGGCACAUCAUAAAAAGGUGACAACGCCGGAAUGUAUUCUGUAGAUUAAUAAAAAUGCUGAUUGUUUAACAAUCUCAUCAUUCAUAUGAUCAAGAAAUGAAGCAGAUCUACAAAAGUAAUAAAAGUAUAAUUCUAUGUUAGAAUUACAAUAAAAGUAAUAUCUUUUGCCGUGAAAUUAGAGCUGUCCUACAGUAACGGUCGUGUACACAGCAGCACAAUUUAGUGAAUCUCGUGAAGGCUUACAGCUAAAUUUUCAUAGUCGUCUACGAUAUAAGAUCGUUAAUAAUUGCUUACUGUUUAACUUCGUGUGAUAAAUCUUGAGAGAAAUUAAACCUCACGACACGUGCAUACAAAAUGGCUUUGCCACCAAACUAUAAACAAGUAGCAAUGGCUACAUCAAACAUCGUAGCAUCGAAUCAACGUCUUAGAGCUUCCGGUGGAAGUAGCAAUAGCUCAGCGAACAGCAAAGAUGCUCAAAGCCCGUUUAUACAAACACCUCAUAGUCAUCCAGGCUUUACGCCGCAAAAGGUUGGCAAAAACACAAAUGCUGACGCUCGCAUGCCCAAACCACCUAAACCGCCAGAGAAACCACUUAUGCCGUACAUGAGAUAUAGUAGAAAAGUAUGGGACCAAGUGAAAGCUCAGAAUCCGGAAUUAAAACUUUGGGAAAUAGGGAAGAUUAUUGGUCAAAUGUGGAGAGAUUUGCCGGAGGAGGACAAAACGGAAUUUAUUGAGAUGUACGAAGCAGAAAAGGUGGAAUAUGAAAAAAGUUUAAAAACUUACCACAAUUCACCUGCCUAUUUGGCUUACAUUGCUGCUAAAAACAGAGGAAAAUCAGCAAUGUGUGCUGCGCAACAAAGUAAUGAUGACCGAGAAAGUCAUGAACGUUCAUCGGGUGGUACUAAAGGUCAAGCAGCGCAAGAUAGAAGAAUAGAUAUCUUACCUGCAGAAGAUGAUGAUGAUCAAGACGAUGGAUAUUCUGUGAAACAUGUUGCAUAUUCGCGGUAUACUAGAAAUCAUCGUCUUAUUAAUGAAAUAUUCAGUGACACUGUAGUCCCAGAUGUUCGCUCUGUUGUUACUACACAACGAAUGCAGGUAUUGCGACGUCAAGUACAAUCGUUAACGAUGCACCAGAAAAAGCUGGAAGCAGAAUUGCAACAAAUAGAAGAAAAGUUUGAAGCAAAAAAACGUAAAUUUAUUGAAACAAGUGAAAUAUUUCAGGAAGAAUUGAAGAAACACUGUAAACCUGCAGUAGAUGAAGAAACAUUCAAUAAAAUGGUAGAACGUCAAUAUGAAGCACUUAGACGAGAUAGAUUGAAAGGAACAGAAGAAAAUCGUUCAGACGGGCCAGCAUCUAGCGAAUCGACUCCAAAUUCCACGCCUACUCCGACCCCUGCACCAGUCAAUGAUGAAACUCCAUCUGAUGUUCCUGAAAACGAGGCAAUAGAUAAAAAGCCAAAUGGAACGGAAAAGACUACAAAUGAAAUAAAAAAGGAAACAUCUUCACCGCCAUAUACUGACAACAAACCUGAACCUCCAUCGGUUCAGGCAAAUUCAAAUCAACAUGCUCCUAGCUCUGGAAUAUAUUGUGGGACUGUUGUUAGUCCAAUACAACAACAGACACCACCACCUCCACUUCAACAACAACAACAACAACAACAACAACAGCAGCAGCAGCAGCAGCAGCAGCAACAACAACAGCAGCAGCAGCAACAACAACAGCAGCAUCCAAUACAACAACAGACACCACCACCUCCACUUCAACAACAACAACAACAACAACAACAACAGCAGCAGCAGCAGCAGCAGCAGCAACAACAGCAGCAGCAGCAGCAACAACAACAGCAGCAGCAACAACAACAACAGCAGCAGCAGCAGCAGCAACAACAACAACAACCACCACCUUCACAACCAUCGCAACAGCCUCCUUCGACUCAACAUCAACAACCUACAUCUCAGCCACACCAACAGCAUCCACAACAAUCGGCUUCGCAUCCGCAACCAUCACCUUUACAACCACCACAAUCUACUACUACGACAACAGCAGCACCAUCCAAUAUAAAUUCAAGUGCACCUGCAAAUGCAAGUGUCACUGCAAAUGCGCCUACUAUGCCUCCUGUUUCUUCACCAGCUCCACCUGUGCAGCAUACUCCUCAUCAGCAAGGAAUGUUAGCUAAUCAUUCAAUGCCACCUCAUCAAGGAACACAAGGGACUCAGGGAACACAGGUGCUUCCACCGCAAGGCCCUGUUUCUAAUCCGCAUUCCCCCCAGAUGAUUCCACCGAAUCAAGGCUAUGGUCAACAAUAUCAACCAGGACCAACUCAGCAAGCUCAAAAUGUCCCAUUAACUCCGAGACCACCUCAUCCAUCUUAUACAUACUCACAGCAGCAACCGUAUCAUCAGCCGUAUCCUCAAUAUGCACAUCCCUAUUAUCAUCAACCGUAUUCACAGUAUUCACCACACGUAAUGGGUCGUCCUCAUGCUCAUGGCCCUCAUAGUCCGCACAGUCCACAUUAUCACCCACAAUCUCCUCAUGCCGUCGGAGAAAAUAAUACUACUAAUAACAGUGUGCCUGGUUCGAACACUGCUUCUGCACCAACAUCCGAUGCUAACAAUUCAUCUUAUUCUCCGGCAUCAGGACAUUGCGAAAACGAACGUUCCGUUUCUUCAGACAACCAAGAAGGCCAAGUAGAUAUUAAAUCAGGGUCUGGUUAAUUAUAUUUCUACAAUUACAUAAUUCUAUUUAUAUAGAAUUGCUUUCGAUUUAUGUAAACUGUAGGACAUUACAUUCGAAUAAUAUUGAUGCAUUUAAACAAUUAUAAUAAAAUUGUCAUAUUCAUUCAGUUUGUACAAUAAAAACGUAAUAUUAAUCUUUUUUUUUA
Molecule: messenger RNA, 2907 nt
Organism: Megalopta genalis
Lineage: Eukaryota; Metazoa; Arthropoda; Insecta; Hymenoptera; Halictidae
Source: RefSeq, a predicted model, not a curated record